AUGGGCUCCAUGAAGAACAUUCUCGAGCCGCUCGCCAUUGCUUCUUUACACACUUUGGGCGCUUGGAUGAAUAGGACUGUUCGUCAUCCUUCCGAUGUUGAUGACCCCAGUCGAACACCAUUGUUUCGGGACGAUCCUAGGGAAGGACGCUGGGAUCCCGGAGAUGUGUCUACCGAAGAAGUCGCGAGCAAGGUGCACAAUCGCAGAUCGAACCCGAACAUCCCAUCUCGCGUCUUGAGAAAAUUUCCUUUUAUUCUGGAGAUCUGGUACUGGCUGUUGAUCUACUGGGUCUACCAAGGUGCCCGUGCCGUAUCAGCGCGACUCAUCGCCGGCAAUGACGCCACCUUUGCCAACGCAGAAAGACACGCAAUCCAGCUGCUUCACCUCGAGCAUAUCCUCAACCUUGACAUUGAACUAUCCGUCCAACAGGCCAUUCUCACGAAAGCCCCCAUCUACACCACGCUCCCCCGCCGGCGAUACGAAGCCAUUCGACGUUCUCUGGCGCUGAUGAACAUUUUCGCCUUUUGCAUCGUGACUCUGUGGCGUUGCACACCUCCCCGUCUACUCCCCAAGGAGUACGGGUUUGAGGAUGUGCUCCAUAAGAGUACUGCAGGAUCUGCCUGGACGCACAACAAGUUCCAGUUGACCAUUGCAGCGAUGCCGUCGCUGCAUUUCGGCGUGUCUGUCUUCGUCGCGUCUUGUCUAGUCGCAUUCAGUCCGCACACGGUACUUCGCUCUGUUGCGCCGAUCUGGCCGGUAAUGAUGGGAUUGACGGUGGUUGCGACGGCAAACCACUUCGUUCUCGACAUGGUGGUCGGGGUUGCGGUGGUGGCUAGCGCGUACGGAUUGAAUCGGGCAAUGUUGAUUCUCGUACCGAUUGAAAGGAUCAUCCUUCGCAUACUUCGCUUGGAGAAGCCUCGGUAA
Messenger RNA from Penicillium diatomitis, 924 nucleotides. Its product is annotated as phosphatase PAP2 family protein. The coding region runs from base 1 to 924 and encodes 307 amino acids. The transcript is spliced from 4 exons. Gene Ontology annotation, molecular function: inositol phosphoceramide synthase activity. Gene Ontology annotation, cellular component: inositol phosphoceramide synthase complex. Lineage: Eukaryota; Fungi; Ascomycota; Eurotiomycetes; Eurotiales; Aspergillaceae. Gene Ontology annotation, biological process: sphingolipid biosynthetic process; inositol phosphoceramide metabolic process. The record is from RefSeq and is a predicted model, not a curated record.